This is a messenger RNA of Anopheles aquasalis, 1784 nucleotides long. RefSeq names its product voltage-dependent calcium channel beta subunit-associated regulatory protein-like. NCBI's taxonomy places the organism in Eukaryota, Metazoa, Arthropoda, Insecta, Diptera, Culicidae. The record is from RefSeq and is a predicted model, not a curated record.
AGCACCGUGUUGGCGUAGAACGCGAUCUGUAUGAGCAGAAUGUGCACGAUCGUGAGUGCCGUGAUGGCCAGUACGUUGCUGCUGGUGUCGAUGAUCGUCUUCAUCGGAGCAAGCCCCCGACCGGACGACGCUGGUACUGGACCGUUUGAGGGUAUGAAGGCUGGUAACGAUCGGUUAUCGUCGGAUGGUGGAAUCGGUGCCUGGGAGCUCGUGUCGGCCGGUAGCGUCACUCCUUACGGUGCCAACCGUCGUGGAUCGAGGAUCGAGAGUUUGACGCGACUGCACGGCGAGGAACCGCUCAACAUCGAUCUGCUCGAUGCGGAACCGGAUCUGGACGGAGCGGAUAGUCAUGUGGUGGUGAAGGUUUACUCGGUCGAUCCGGAUCAGGAGCACGCCAAUCGGUCCACCGGAGUACCGCCGGGACAUCGAUCGAUGAAGGCUGGGUCAGCAUCGGGGCGGUUGGUGACGACACCAAAGCAGGCCAUUCCCAAGCUGCCAUCGCUCGAUGGUAAGGCAACGGAUCGUGUGGAGCGCAAGAUGUUUGCUCCUCCACAACCAGCAGCAGUGUCAGCGGCAGCGCCGAAGAGUAUCCAGGAGAAACUUGAUGACGUAGAAUCGGGAGAGCACCGACAGGACACACCCCUGGAACCGUUGCUGAAGGAACAGUUUUACGUCGAUGAUAGGCAGGAGGCUCCGGUGCAGCAGCAACCGAGUAGCCGUCGCCGUUGCCAUGGUGAACCGGUACCGGCACGACGCUCGGAAGGAAAUAGCUCUUCACGGGAAGCAGGAGACAGUCGGGGUCCUGCGGUCGGACCAAAGAAUCCCCCACAACGACCAGCCACGCCACCGGCCUUCGAGUACAACGAUCAAUCGAGCCAGCGCAUGUUGGACGAGUUCUUCGCACAGCGGAACCAAGAUUCGUUGGCAUCGCGACGGUUAAACUACGACUGGGACGAGGGCCAUCUGCGUUCCCGGACGCUGGAACAGAUCAAAUCACACAACCGUGCUGUAGCGGCCGCGCGGAAGAGUAAGAUUCCGGUACCACCACACCAGGACUAUCCGUCGGAUCGCACGGAAGAUGUCAGCUACGCUAGUUACGCCGAUUACGAACAGGCUGUGGAUGAGCUUCCUGCGCCACCGACCAGAUACGAGGAAGCUGAGGCACAGUCCACACUCCGACGACACUCGCUACCCUUCCUGAACGGUGAAGACGAACGGCGGCUUAGUAGCUACCGUGGACCACGAUUGGGACGCAAGCAACGGGCUACUCCGUCCUCGUCGAUUGCCGCUCAACAGACGCACGUCCUCAACACGAUGCCGAUCGUAGCAAUCGAUGGAUCACCGCAGUUCCACCAGCAGGCGUCUUCCGAUGCAUCCGACGCAGACUACCAUCGGGCACGGCCAUCGAAGUUGGAGCGUUCCCGGUUCCACUAUUCGCUGCCCUCGAUGGUCAUCAACCCGUACGCCGCCUGGGACCCGUAUCCCCAGCUGAACAUGCUCCGGUUUCCGCAAUGUGCCGCCUGUCAGCAAAAUGCCCGAGCGCUCUGUGGCAAGUGCGGUAUGUGCGGUGAGUGUUGCGCCCGCAGCAAGUGCACCUGCGGAUGUCUGAAUGGCUGAACUGAAUGGUGCUGGGGGAGAGGUGAGAGUGAGGAAAGGGUAUCAUCGCCUGGCUUCGUACCCUCGGUCGGUUUCGGAUUCUAUUAUUAACUAAAUCACUAAGUGAGGAUACGGCGAGAAUAAACAAAAAAAUGGCACCGCACGAUCGAUCGCCAUGAUUAAACGAA